AUGCCGAAAAAGACCGGCGGCGGUGUUGGUGGCAAAGGGGCUUCCGCCCAAAGCCCUACCAACGCUACUCCCAGCCAAGACGAUGUCAAUAACUCCGAUACGGCAUCUGGACCAUCCCAACCGACAAAGACUACCCGUCGCAACGCCCGACAUCGACACACCUUAGCAGAGACCGUUGCUGAGACGUUCAUCCGAGUUCUCAUCGAUGAAGCUUUUGACAAACGGUCGGCUGGCAAACCCCCUUCCUAUCACGAAUGUACUCGGAACCAGCAACCGCCCCAGACGUCCCAACCCGAUGUUUGCUUGGGAAAGGACCGCUCAGCGGAGGACGGCUCAGCCCCGACGAAUGCCUUGAUCGACACGUUGACGGCCUUGGAAAAGAACGUGGCCAAGGCGCUCGAUCUCGCUCGUGGCAUUAGGGGCGCUCCGUCCGCUACAAAACCCGAUACGGAGCCCGACACAAAGUCUCCUACAACGCCCACUGCGGGAUCCGACACAUCGUCCGAGACGGUUCCCAAUACUGCGUCCAACACAGCGGGUGAGACGGCGACCGAGGCGGCAUCUAGCACAACGUCCAACGCAGCAUCCAACACAGUAUCCAACACGGCUUCCAACGCUGCGUCUAACGGCGAGUCGAAGACGGCGUCUACCACGGUACCCGACACAACAUCGAAGACAAAAUCGAACGCUACGACUAACACAACGUCUAAAACGGCGCACGAGACGAUGCCCAAGUCAGCGUCUGAGCCAGCAUCCAAACCAGUGUCUAAGUCAGGGUGCAAGACAACAACAUCGAAUGCAGCAUCCAACACGGUGCCACCCGAUACGAGUUCCGGCAAAACCGGUGUUCCUGAAUCUGAAUUGGCUGCUCGUGUGAUGGCCGCAAUGGAACGGCACAACAACGGUCUCGCCGGGGCACAUGAAAUACCGACCUUGAAUACUGGCAUCUGGGGAGGCAUGCUUCGGCUCCCACAGAUACGUCGACUAGACAAAUUUGUGAAUAUGGACAAGGUAGUAGAAGCCAUAAAGGAUGCUUACCCAGAGCUCCCACUGGGAAUGGCUGAGGAUAUCAUGGGCAUCGUUCUGGAUCACUUGGUGGGCCAAAACAUUGUGACGGAGGACAAAGGUGUUACUAAGGCGGCGGGGAACAACCCGGCUGAAAGAGCUUAG
Messenger RNA from Dichotomopilus funicola, 1170 nucleotides. RefSeq lists its product as uncharacterized. NCBI's taxonomy places the organism in Eukaryota, Fungi, Ascomycota, Sordariomycetes, Sordariales, Chaetomiaceae. The coding region runs from base 1 to 1170 and encodes 389 amino acids. The transcript has 2 exons. The record is from RefSeq and is a predicted model, not a curated record.